AUGCAGGAAACCGGCAAGACAGAAACAUGGUUAAGGAAACACCGUUCUGUCUACAACUCAGCCACCAAACACCCUUUUAUUCUCAGCAUACGCGACGGCACUGUUCAAUCUCAUUCCUUCAAAACAUGGCUCGCGCAGGAUUACUUGUUUGUUAGAGAGUUUGUUCCAUUUGUUGCAAGUGUGUUGAUAAAAGCUUGCAAGGAAUCAGAUGAUAGUGAUGAUGUUGAAGUUAUAUUGGGUGGCAUGGCUUCUCUCAAUGAUGACAUAUCAUGGUUUAAAAAAGAAGCUAAUAAAUGGGGUAUUCAUCUCUCAGAGAUUGUUCCACAGACAGCGAACAAAGAUUAUUGUCGGUUGUUGGAAAGUUUGAUGAGUUCAGAUGUGGAGUAUACUGUGGCAGUAACUGCAUUAUGGGCAAUUGGAGUGGUGUAUCAAGAGAGUUUUGCGUAUUGUAUUGAAGAAGGCUCAAAAACUCCUCUAGAAUUGAAGGAGGCUUGUGAAAGAUGGGGAACUGAGGGGUUUGGUCAGUACUGUCAAUCUCUGCAGAAGAUGGUUGAUCGGCGGUUGCUGAAGGCUUCUGAUGAGGAAGUGAAGAAGGCUGAAGUUGUGUUUUUGAGUAUUAUUGAACAUGAAGUUGAAUUCUGGAACAUGAGUCGUGGAGACUAA
Molecule: messenger RNA, 663 nt
Organism: Lathyrus sativus (Indian pea)
Lineage: Eukaryota; Viridiplantae; Streptophyta; Magnoliopsida; Fabales; Fabaceae
Source: the annotation of a GenBank genome assembly